AUGGCACAUGCAACCAGAAGUGAAGUCAUCAUGGAGGAGUUUUUUCAAACGGUAGCCGAGCUAAGGAGCCUAAUACAAAAGAUGUCAUGUCAAGUGGAAGAAGUGGAGAAAAGACAAACUAGUCUUCUUGCUUCCUCAAACCCAGACAAGAGAUGCAGAGACGAGCUGGAGCUGCUCAACAACAAUAUCAAGACUAAUGCAAAUGUGUUCCGAGCCUCAUUAAGGACAUUGCAGGAUGGUUUCUCAGCAGAUUGCAGUGACGUUGGUACCUCAGUGAUGCGGCGUAUUAAGAACAAUCAGCAUGCACAUCUAACACGCUGCUUUGCUGAGCUAAUGACGAAUCACCACAACACACAGGUGGCCUUCAGAGAGAAAUGCAAAGCCCACAUUCAGAGACAGCUACAGAUUGUAGACAAAGUGACAACAGAUGAGGAGUUGGAGGAGAUGCUGAACUGCCACAAUGUGACCAUUUUUAUAUCUGAUAUAGUUGAAUCUGGUGCAAGUAUUUCAAGCAAAGCUCUGAAUGAGAUCAGGUCUCGUCACGAGGACAUUGUUCACUUGGAGGCAAGCAUCAGAGAGCUGCAUGAAGUCUUGGCUGACACGGCUUUGCUUCUGGAAAGUCAGGGGGAGUUGAUAAACAGCAUUGAAAAGAAUGUGGCGAGUGCUGCAGCGUAUGUGGAGGAGUCCAGAGAAGAGACGCACAAAGCAGUGAUGUAUAAGAAAAACCCUUACAGGAUAGUGUCUCUGCCAAGAUUCUUCAAGUCCUUCCAGAGGAAAACUGCGGACAAUGCAGGCACAGGUCCAAACACCUCCAACCCAGUCCACAAUUACAGAACUGCAAAUGCUACUGAAUUAGACUGCAAAAUUAAUUCCAUUGUCUUCAACACCAGGCAAACUGCACAUUUUUAG
Nerophis lumbriciformis (worm pipefish) is the source of this 909-nucleotide messenger RNA. NCBI's taxonomy places the organism in Eukaryota, Metazoa, Chordata, Actinopteri, Syngnathiformes, Syngnathidae. The record is from RefSeq and is a predicted model, not a curated record.